Molecule: messenger RNA, 384 nt
Organism: Durio zibethinus
Lineage: Eukaryota; Viridiplantae; Streptophyta; Magnoliopsida; Malvales; Malvaceae
Source: RefSeq, a predicted model, not a curated record
CUUAGAUUCUUAUGUCUUCCAUCAUUUAUUCAGUGAAAUCAGGGUUCUGCACUUUCAUUAACCUUUUGUCAUUGCAAAGAAGAGCUAACUUUUUUCUUUUCCUUUGUUGGCACUCACUGUUGGAACAGCAAAUUGUUCAGCUUGAUCUUUCAUUUUCAUGGGCAUUUGGUGUGAAGUGGUCACCAAGUGGCAAUACGUUGGCUUAUGUUGGUAAUAAUUCUAUGAUUUACUUUGUUGAUGAUGUUGGUCCUUCUCCUUUGGUCCAGAAUGUUGCAUUCUGUAAUUUGCCUCUUCGUGAUAUGGGUCAGCAUCCACUCUUGUUAACUGUUUUUGCUCCCCUUUAUUUUGGGCCUGAAUAAUAAGCAUCAUUUUUUAUGCUGAAUU